AUGAAAAGCUCUUAUGUUGGUAGUAAUGAAGUAUUUCAAACAUACGUUUCUAAGAGUAUUAUGGAAAGUGAUGAUAAUGCUGCAGUAAAAUGUCUGAUUAUGACAAACUUUUCUGUUGAUAAUAAUGAAGAAUUACAAACAUACUUUUCUAAAAGUGUUGUGGAAACUGAUAAUAAUACCGCAGUAAACUGGAAUGGAAAUCUAAUUACAAGCUUUUAUAUUGAUAGUAAUGAAGAAUUUCAAACGUACGACAUCAUGGAAGGGAACAUUAAUGCCGCAGUAGAACAUAAUAAAAAUCUGAUGACAAACAUUUACAUUGAUAAUAAUGAAGAAUUUCAAAUGUACAGCAUUGUGAAAAAGAAUAAUAAUAUCGCAGUAAAACGUAGUGAAAAUUCAGUGACAAGCUUUUAUGUUGAUAAUAAUGAAGAAUUUCAAACAUACCUUUCAGAAAGUGCUUUGAAAAAUGAUAAUAAUGCUGCAGUAAAACGCUUUUAUGCUGAUAGCUAUGAAGAAUUCCAAACGUAUUUUUCUAAUGGCAUGGAAAAUUAUGAUAAUGCCGCGGUAGAAUAUAACGAUAAUCCUUUUAAUAAUAACUUUGAAGAUGAGAACUUCGUGGAUAACCAAAGCUUUCAUACAGAAUCAUCACAAGAAAGCGUAGAAUCACCAAGUACUACUUAUGAUGAUACUAUUAAUAUUAAAGCUG
Molecule: messenger RNA, 703 nt
Organism: Dentiscutata erythropus
Lineage: Eukaryota; Fungi; Glomeromycota; Glomeromycetes; Diversisporales; Gigasporaceae
Source: the annotation of a GenBank genome assembly